Messenger RNA from Cuculus canorus (common cuckoo), 3305 nucleotides. Its product is annotated as tropomyosin alpha-3 chain. Bases 762 to 2096 code for a protein of 444 amino acids. Gene Ontology annotation, cellular component: actin filament. NCBI's taxonomy places the organism in Eukaryota, Metazoa, Chordata, Aves, Cuculiformes, Cuculidae. Gene Ontology annotation, biological process: actin filament organization; muscle contraction. The transcript is spliced from 13 exons. Gene Ontology annotation, molecular function: actin filament binding. The record is from RefSeq and is a predicted model, not a curated record.
CCAACCUGGCAAGACCCUUCCUGUGCCUUCCCGGGGACAGGGGGGGUCCUUCCUGCCCCUUUCUGCGCCCCUUCUUCCUGUGACAACCCCUUUCUGCCCACUCCGCGUUCCCGUCUUUGCAGGGCUGGAGAGGGGGAGCCGGGAGCUGCCAUCCCAGGGAGGUUUGGGAUGGUGGUGGGGUCAGCGCUCAGCACCUGUCCCUGUGCCUGGAUGAGCACAGCACAAAGGCGCGUGGCCCUGUGCCCACCACCGGCUCUGCUGGGAUGUGGGGUUAUUUAUGGAUCCCAGGGCACAGAGACACUCGGGGCCCUACGUGGGCAUCGGGAUCGGGAUCGGUCACCCUGUGUGACGAUCCCUGCAUCCCCAACCCAAAACUUGUCUCAGGGUUAUUUGUGGAUCCUGCCCUGGGAUGGGAACAGUGGGAAUCCCUGGGGGAUAUCCAAACCCAGCUGGUGGGACCAAGGAGGCUGUUGAUCUCCAGCUGCAUCAGAAGAGCCACCCCCUUCCCCUGCCAAUUCCUCCCUGCUCCUGGGAGUUUGCUCCUCUGUCUGCCACCAGCAUCUUCCACCUGGGUACCAAGCACCAGCACAGCCGGAGCCGGGAGUGGGGCUCCGCGUGCUCCCGGACGGCUCAUCUUGGGUAUGGGGCUUUGCUCCCCUGCGCUGCUCCCUGUUGGAGCCGGACACUCUGUAUUCAGAGUGGCUGCUAAGCUCCUGCUCCUAAAAUAGCCUGGCUGAGCUCGGCCGCCCACGGGCACAGGGAUGAUGCCAGCCCGGGGGCCACCGAAACAUUCCGAGCCCCAGUGGGGUGUAAAGUGGGGCAGCAUCACUGCUGGAGACACACGGACCCAUCACGAUGCCUGCCCGGUGUGGGAAUGCCAGCUGUCCCCAAGAGCCCAAAUAUGGAUGCAGCCACUGGACCCCCUGGCACAGACAAUGGAUCCUGAGAAGAGACUUUUUGGGAAGGUGGGGAGGCGGCGCGGGCCAAGAAAGGCGAAGCCCCUGCGGUGGCAGUGGGAGAUAAAGGGGACAGCGGGUGUGGGGUGGCACAGCCGCUCUGCCCAUCCUGCUCAUCCCACCGCCCGCAUCCACGUCCCACCAAGGAUGGAGGCCAUCAAGAAGAAGAUGCAGAUGCUGAAGCUGGACAAGGAGAAUGCCCUGGACCGGGCAGAGCAGGCGGAGGCUGAGCAGAAGCAGGCGGAGGAGCGGAGCAAGCAGCUGGAGGAUGAGCUGGCGGCGAUGCAGAAGAAGCUGAAGGGGACGGAGGAUGAGCUGGACAAAUACUCAGAGGCGCUGAAGGACGCGCAGGAGAAGCUGGAGCUGGCAGAGAAGAAGGCGGCCGACGCUGAGGCAGAGGUGGCAUCUCUGAACCGCCGCAUCCAGCUGGUAGAGGAGGAGCUGGACCGAGCCCAGGAGCGCCUCGCCACAGCCCUGCAGAAGCUGGAAGAGGCAGAGAAGGCUGCAGAUGAAAGCGAAAGAGGCAUGAAAGUCAUUGAGAACAGAGCUCUAAAGGAUGAGGAGAAGAUGGAACUGCAGGAGAUCCAGCUCAAGGAAGCCAAGCACAUUGCCGAGGAGGCGGACAGGAAGUAUGAGGAGGUUGCUCGGAAACUGGUGAUCAUAGAAGGUGAUCUGGAGCGUACUGAGGAGAGAGCUGAGCUUGCAGAGUCGCGUUGCCGGAAGCUGCGGGAUCAGAUGCGAGUGAUGGACCAGAACUUGAAGUGUCUGGCUGUUGCUGAAGAAAAGUACUCCCAAAAAGAGGAUAAAUAUGAAGAGGAGAUCAAGAUCCUGACUGAUAAACUCAAAGAGGCGGAGACCCGUGCUGAAUUCGCCGAGCGGUCUGUGGCCAAGCUGGAGAAGACCAUUGAUGAUUUGGAAGAUGAGCUCUAUGCCCAGAAACUGAAGUACAAAGCAAUUAGUGAGGAGCUGGACCACGCCCUGAAUGACAUGACUUCCAUUGCCCGGAGAGCCCUCCAGGAGCAGAAUUUUGCAGAAAUGGGACACCUCCCGUGGUUUCCGCAGCCUGUCUGUCCGGUGCCCCGGCGUGUGGAGGUCCUCAGUGAUAUGGGCGGGCUCAGCUUCGGAGUAAAGCCUACCUAGAGCGCUAGACGCUGCUCUGAGCUCUCCUCCUGGCUUAAGAAACAUAUAAACUGAAAUCCACCAAAGAGGAGCAUCUCUGCACGCAACGGAUGCUGGACCAGACCCUGCUAGACCUGAACGAGAUGUAAGGGCUCCCUGCCACCGCCUCUGCCACGCGAUGCCAGGCCAGCCCAGUGCCGCUGGCCUCUAACCCUUGGGGAUCCAGAGUUUACGUCCUAUUGCCAAUUUGACCAAACACAAACCUUCUCCUUUGCUUCAGGGUUAAAGGCCACCAGGUUGGGCAGAGCUUCAAACAGCGUCAUUAAGGGAAAUCAAACAAUGCAAUAAUGUUUGGGGAGCACGUUUGAGGUGUACACAUUUUGUAACUACCUGUUUUUUGUAGCAACCAUUGUAAACAUUCCAAAUAACUGAGGCUGGUGAGCUACACUUCAGAGCUCUUGGCUUUAAAAUUCGGUAUUAACUUUCUUUAAUCGGCUCUGGGCCACCCUGCUUGGGCAGGGGAGGAAGGAGGGUGUGAUGGUUCCUGGCUGUGGGCCACUGAAUUGGAGUAGCUGGGCUAGGCAUGGAAGCCUGUUGGGAAAACUUCCUUUCCAGGAGCUGUUUGCCAGAAGAGCAGUUCAGUUUCUCAGCUCUGAGGUUAACUCUGUUGUUGUGGAGAAACAACUUGGGGAAAAAGGAGACUUCUUUUUGUUAAAGCCAAGCCUGUUAUCUUAACAAUUGAACCUUCCUGGGGUUGUUUCCCUUCUCCCCUUCCCUGUUGGCCAAUUCCUUUGCUGGUGGGCUUAGAGAAGCUGUGGCCCCUCUAACCCGUUGCUACACAGGGGUUGAAUUUGCCUUCACUAAGUGCUGGUGCACCAAGCUUUAUCGCUCAUCGCUGGGUUACACUUAACAGCUUCAGUUCAACAACUUUGUUUCCUCGGAGAAGUAUUUUUGCCUUCCCUGCGGGAGGGAGCCGAGGCCUCCCCUCCCAGACAGGUUGUUCCUUGUGUUUUCGUGAGGCACAAGCCCUCUCGCUGCGCAUUGCUGCUGUCUCGGUGUUGUGAGGAGCGUGGAGACGCCACGCUGGUGACCUGUCGCUUGUGCUCGAGCAUGCUGCUUGGUUGUAGCAGUUCUAGGGGCCAAUCUGGAGAAAAGAAACCCUGUUGAGUGUUUUGAUACUAAAUUGAAAAGUUGUCUUACUGUCUUUUGAAAUAAAACCCGAUUCCCCCC